Diplodia corticola is the source of this 1476-nucleotide messenger RNA. Its product is annotated as microtubule associated protein. Gene Ontology annotation, cellular component: preribosome, large subunit precursor. The record is from RefSeq and is a predicted model, not a curated record. Gene Ontology annotation, molecular function: protein binding. The transcript is spliced from 2 exons. Gene Ontology annotation, biological process: ribosome biogenesis. NCBI's taxonomy places the organism in Eukaryota, Fungi, Ascomycota, Dothideomycetes, Botryosphaeriales, Botryosphaeriaceae. Bases 1 to 1476 code for a protein of 491 amino acids.
AUGGCAAACGAGCCGGCCCAGGUGCGCAUCCAGCUCACCACCCGCCAUGCGGACAUCGCCAUCCCCCAGAACCCCGGCGAGCUUCUGGUCUCGACCUCCCUCCGCCGCUAUGCCCUCUCGACCCUCGUGAACGACCUGCUCGACACGCCGCGGCCCGUUCCCUUUGAGUUCCUCGUCAACGGUCAAUUCCUGCGCGCCUCGAUAGACGACUUCCUGACUGCGAACGGCAUCUCCGCCGAGGCCACUCUCACCGUCGAGUACGUGCGCGCUCUGGUGCCACCGGUGCAUGUCGCCUCCUUGGAGCACGACGACUGGGUCUCUGACGUGGAUGUUCUGUCGAGGCAUUCGCAUGCCGCGCAGUGGAGCAACCGGACGGUGCCCGAGGGCCAGGAAAGAAUACUGUCGGCCUGCUACGACGGCCUGCUGCGCGUUUGGAAUCCUUCAACCUCGCAAGUCGUAGCCACCUCGCCAGCGGCGGGCGGUCACACCUCCUAUGCCACCUCUGCGAAGUUCCUUUCCUCCACAAGCCUCGUCUCAGCAGGCGCUGACCGAACACUGCGCGUUUGGAAAUACAGCGAAGCCCCGGGCGAUUCUCUAGCCUCCUCGUCUUUGACCCCGACUCUAGAGCUGUACGGCCACAAGGCCAGCGUCGACAGCGUUGCUGUCCACGCGCCCUCUUCCCGCAUCCUUUCUGCUUCCGCCGAUGGCAGUGCGGGCGUCUGGAGCACAACACCCGCCGACGCUCCCGCUGCUCCUACGAAUCUGCUGCCCAACGCCUCGACCCAUUCCAGCAAACGCCGUAAAGUGGCUUCGAAAGAGUCGCAACAAGCACCCGGCAAGCCUGCCGCUCAACGUGGCCCUCUUCAGAUGCUCAAUGGACACACCGCCCCCGUCUCUGCUGCCAUCUUCGCGCCCACCGAUCCGACUGUCGCAUACACAACCUCUUGGGACCACACUCUGCGCACCUGGGACCUGCCCACCGGAACAUCCGUCGACACCCGCACGACUGCGCAGUCUCUGCUCAGCUUGUGCGCUCUUCCUGAGCUGCGCUUGCUGGCAGCUGGGACCAGCGCGCGCCACAUCACCCUCUUUGAUCCGCGUGUUGAUGCCCGUUCUGUCGCAGUAUUGACACUUCGUGGUCACUCCAAUGCCGUGGUCGCGCUAUCUCCGCGACCCGGAGACUCAUAUGGUCUGGUGAGCGGCAGUCAUGAUGGGACAUGCAGGAUAUGGGAUGUGAGAAGUGUAAGUGCGGGUGUCAAGACUGAUGGUGACGCGGGUGGUGGUCGGAUCGGCGAGUCCCUAUACCGAAUCACACGCGAGAGCGUUGAAGGAGACAGUGAAAGAAGGGCAGGCGGGGAUGGCGUCAAGGUGUUUGGCAUCGCUUGGAACCAGGACGUAGGUAUUGUGAGUGCCGGCGAAGACAAGAGGGUGCAAAUCAACCGUGGUGAGGACAUAGCCGGCCAUGAAGAUGCCUAG